ACUUGUCCCAAGGCUGGCAGAACAAACUUGCCAACAAAAACCCAACCCUGACCUUUGCAGUCCUGUCUCCUUUGGAAUCGUUAUAUUCUGCUAUUACUUCCUUCUCAAACUGUGAACGAAACCUUGCCAGGUAGGCAGCGACUAACGCCGAGGUGCUCCAAGACACGCCCCCGCCAGCGCGCCUCCGCUCUAGUCAAGGUUGGAGCAAUCUCCGGGACUCGACGCCGCUGCCAGCUCCAGCGUUUUAGGGCCAGAGGACUUGGCGCCUUUUCUUUCCUUCCCCGCAGCUCGCUCGCGAGGGUGCCUCUGCCUCAUGUUCCGCCAGGCUAUGCUGGGCCACCUGUCGUCCCGAAUGCUGCCUCUCGUGGCUGCUGUGGUACUCCAGAAGAAGGAGAGGAAAGAGACUGGCCUCUAUCACUGGCGGCGUGAGAAGCACCCUUACUACAACCUUACAGUCAAAAUCCUUCGGGCCAGAAACAUUAAAGGAACAGAUCUAUUUUCCAAGGCAGAUUGUUAUGUGGAGUUGCAUCUGCCAACUGCAUCGCCAGUUACUUACCGAACUCAGGUUAUUGACAACUCCAGUGACCCUGAGUGGAAUGAAACUUUCCGGUAUAGAAUUAACAGUUCUGUCAAGAACACUCUUGAGUUGACACUCUUUGAUGAAGAUGUUCUUGUUAGCGAUGAACUUACUUCUGUUGUCUUUGAUGUGACGGGAAUUAAGCCAGGCCGUCCUGUGAAAAACACUUUCAAACUAAAAGAAGACAAGGAGGAGCUUGACGUAGUGUUUUUGCUAGAGAAAAGUUCGGAUACUCCUACUGAAGUUCUCACAAAUGGAGUCCUUGUGGCCUAUCCGUGCCUUUGCCUGCAAGGAGUAAUUAACAAAGAUGAAAAGUUCAAGCUGACAGAACACGGCACCAACCAAUUCAAGCUUUCACUUCCAGGAUCAUAUGAGAAGCAGCUGAACAUCCCUUGCAAGCUAGACUCUGAUCAGAAUUGUGAGAUUCCAUUUGUCUUUCACAUUGGCAAAGAUAUAUGUUCAGAACUGGGUGUGGAGGUGGAACAAACCAUUACAGUCCUUCAGGAUGGAGUGAGUCCUGACUUUGAAAAGCACAGCACGGUUCUUGGAUCAGGGACUGUUCCGUUUCAUUCACUUCCUUUGGGAAAGGACACUGAAAUGACUGUUCCAUUAGGAAAAGAACAAAGUGUGAAUCUACAUGUGAAAGCUGAACAAAUCAAAAGAAACCUUGAUGUUCGUCUUGGUUUUGAUCUUUGUCAAGAAGAGCGGCAAUUUUUGGACAAGAGGAAGAAAAUAGUUUCUCAGGCACUAAGUAAGGCACUCAAACUGAGAGAGGACCCCAGUAAAGAUGAGGUUCCUGUGAUAGCAGUCUUAGGAUCUGGUGGAGGGAUGAGAGCACUGACAUCAUUCUAUGGCAGUCUGCUUGGGCUUCAGCAGUUAAAUCUUCUGGAUGCGGUCAUAUACCUCUGUGGAAUUUCUGGCUCUACUUGGUGUUUGUCAACAUUGUACCAGGACCCUGAAUGGUCAUGCAAAGAUCUCAGACAGCCAAUCAGUAAUGCCUGUGAUAAAAUAUCCAGCAGUAAAGUGGGAGCCUUUUCCUCAGAGCGUCUAAAGUAUUAUUUCCAGGAACUGAAUGCAAUGGAGAAUGAGGGACGCAGAGCUUCUUUCACAGAUCUGUGGGGGCUUAUUGUAGAGUAUUUCCUACUGCAGAAGCAAACACUUUUGGGACCAACAGUAGGCUGCUUUGCGGAGGUGAAGGUGGGGAAAGAUCUGCUUCAUCAGCUUGUUCUGCGAGCUUUUGUGCUGGAUCCUACCCAAUGGCCCAUCUAUGCAGCUGUUAAUGUGAGGCCCAAUGUUAGUGGAGAUGACUUUGCAGAAUGGUGCGAGUUCACUCCAUAUGAAGUCGGAUUUCGCAAGUAUGGUGCUUUUAUCCGAACGGAAGAUUUUGACAGUGAGUUCUUCAUGGGACGGCUGAUUAAGAAACAUCCUGAACCCCGGAUCUGCUGUCUUCUGGGAAUGUGGGGCAGUGCCUUUGCAGCAAGCUUGGAUGAUGUCUUUCUGAAGGUGGUUGGUUCAGGAUUGAACUUUCUAGAAUCUCUGGGUGAUGUUGUCAAAGUUAUAGAUGAUAGUAAACGAUUCCAUUUCCGAGAUCCUAUGAGGCUGAAGACUCGUCUGGUUAUACCAGGUGGACCAUUACUGCAAACCUUCCAGGAUUUUUUCAAGUCACGAGUUACAGCUGGGGAAACCUUCAAUUUCAUGCAGGGCUUGUUCCUCCACAGGGAUUACGUCAACCUUAAUAAAUUUGUGGCCUGGAAAGGCACCCAUUUAGAUGCUUUUCCUAAUCAGCUGACUCCAAUGGAAGAGAACCUCUACCUGGUGGAUGGUGGUUUUUCCAUCAAUUCUGCCUUUCCCUUGGUUCUUCAACCAGAACGAGAUGUUGAUAUCAUUCUGUCAUUCAAUUACUCUUGGGAAGCGCCUUUUGAGGUCCUACAACUGACACAGAAAUACUGCAAAGAACGGGAGAUACCAUUUCCAAAAAUUAUCUUGAACAAAGAAGAUGAGGAGCAUCCUAAAGAGUGUUACAUGUUUAUCGAUGCUGAGAAUGCAAGGGCCCCCAUAGUCCUUCACUUCCCUCUAGUUAAUGACACAUUCUACAAAUACAAAGCACCAGGAAAAGAACGUGAAUCAGAAGAGGAGGUAGAGUUUGGUGAUUUUGCAGUUGAAGGAAAAGAUUCACCAUACCGAACACUAAAUUUCACAUUUGAGCCCCGUGAAUUUGACAGACUGGUAGAAUUGAAUUGUUACAAUGUGCUGAAUAAUAAGGAUGCAAUUUUGGAAGCAUUAAAUUUGGCUUUAAACAGGCGAAAGUUGAAAAAUGAUAAUAACAGGAGGGGAUAAGUGCUUCAUGAACAAUUCAGGUAGAAAUAAUGAGCCUACAAAGUACCUUUUUGUGUGAAUGGAAAUUGAACCACUGAACUCCCUUCACAUUGCACUGAAAACUGAGUUUGCAUACCAAAGAAACACUUUACUCUUACCUGAUUCUGUCUUCAGUUCUCUACAGCAGACGGGGGUCAUUUCGUAGAAAAAGAGGUGCAGCAGCU
Molecule: messenger RNA, 3117 nt
Organism: Gekko japonicus
Lineage: Eukaryota; Metazoa; Chordata; Lepidosauria; Squamata; Gekkonidae
Gene: PLA2G4F
Product: phospholipase A2 group IVF
Exons: 21
Coding region: 314-2914 (866 amino acids)
Biological process (GO): glycerophospholipid catabolic process
Cellular component (GO): cytosol
Molecular function (GO): calcium ion binding; calcium-dependent phospholipid binding
Source: RefSeq, a predicted model, not a curated record